AAUCGCUCCACUGUGUGUGUGUGCAACGUGACGUAGUUUAAAUCGGGCCCCAAAGAUACUGGUGCAUUUUGGUGCGUCUGCAGGUGGAACUGCACCCCAACCUUCCAGGUACCGUUCAAGGUCGCACGCGUACGGAAGACCCUCCCAUCAUCAUAUCCUAUCGGUAUCUACAGUCCCGGUCAAAUUGCGUCCGGCAGAAAAAAGGGGUUCCAUGAUAACUCCAAGUUAUCUGGUCAGUAUUUAAGCGGGCCCAGUGCAGGAUGACACUCCAGUAAUCGCUAGUGCACGGAAGGCUAGCGAUAUUCGGAAGAAACUCAUCCUGAAGACAGAAUGGGUGCUAAAGUUCUGUGGAGUAUUGCCGUACUCCUGUUGGCCACCGUAUCGGUCGCCAGCGGGCAACAGGGUCGCUGUGAGGACGUAGACAACUUCGGGCUGGUGCGUGAUCGGUUCUUCUGCUACCGCUUCUACCAGUGCAUCGAUGGUAAUCCCUACCCGUUGCGCUGUCCCGACGACCAAUGGUUCGACGAGGAGCGUCAGGUGUGUGAUAAUCCGGCCAACGUGACGUGUGAGCUGGAGGAUCGUCCUCCGACCGUUACGCCAACGCCCGGAAUUUGCAAUGGUGCCCCGGACAACCAGUUCGUGCUGCAUCCGCUGUUCUGUAACGAGUACUACCUGUGCGUCGGUGAGAUUGGAUUCCCGAUCAUGUGCCCGCCGGGGCUGUGGUUCGAUCAGACGCGCCAGAUUUGUGGUGAUCCGGCUGACAUUAGCUGCCCCCAUGGACGCCCCGGUGCGGCCCGGUGUCGUGACGAGCCGGACUUUGGGCUGGUACGGAGCGAGUAUGCCUGCUACCGGUACUACCAGUGUGUGAAUGGGUUCCCUUACCCGAUGACCUGUCCCGAGGGGCUGUGGUUCGAUGCCGAGCGGGAUAUCUGUGACGAGCCGGAAAAUGUGGAGUGUGAGCUGAGUCCAGGGCUGCCGACGCCUCCAACGCCCGGCAUCUGUAACGAUGCGCCCAACAAUGUGCUGCGCCCGAAUCCGACCGCCUGUAACAAGUACUACGUGUGCGUGGGUCAGAUCGGUUGGUCCAAGUACUGUCCCCUGAACAUGUGGUUCGAUGAGGAAAGGCAGACGUGCACCCAGCCUGGGCUUACGAACUGUACGCUGGGGCCGGAUAUUCCACCACCGCGACCGGACAACCCGUGCAAUGAUGUGGACAACCUGUCGUUCGUCAAGGAUGACUUCUUCUGCUACCAGUACUACCAGUGCCGCAAUGGAUAUCCGUUCCCGCUCAUCUGCCCCGCCGAUCAGUGGUUCGAUGAGAAUCUGCAGCGUUGUGCCGACUACCAAACGGUUGAGUGUGAGGUUGAUGGACCACCGCCCACGAUCAAGCCUACGCCCGGUAUCUGUAAUGAUGUGAUCGGGGAGCGAUUGGUGUUGCAUCCUCGUUUCUGCAACCAGUACUACAUCUGCUCGGAACAGGUCGGCAUCCCGGUGAUCUGUCCCACCGGACUUUGGUUCGAUGAGGAUACACAAUCCUGUCGCUCGCCACUUCAAGUUGACUGUCCACAUGGAGCGACUCCUCCGCCCGAAGACCCCUACAUGAUGUGCAACGGUGUCGAAGGAUUUGGGCUGGUGCGUCAUCCUAACUUCUGCUAUCGCUACUACCAGUGCAUUGACGGUGUCCCGUAUCCGAUGAUCUGCGAAGGUGAUCUCUGGUUCGAUCGCGAGCGUCAGGUGUGUGAUAUGCCUAUGUAUGUCGAAUGCGACGUAACGCCACCGCCCGUAGUGAGACCACCACCGACGGCUGGCAUCUGUAAUGGAGCUCCAAACGGUCGAUUGGAAGGUAAUCCACAGUACUGCAACCAGUACUACAUCUGCGUGAACGAGAUCGGCUGGCGUUUGGUGUGUCCCGCUGGUUAUUGGUUCGAUGUGGAGGGACAGACCUGCUCAGAGGCGGGCACGGUUGAAUGUGGCCUUGCUCCAGAGCGUCCUCCAACUACCCCGAACCCGUACGCUCCCUGCAUCGGCAUCCCGAACAAUGCGUACGUGCGUGAUGAAGCCUUCUGCUACCGUUACUACAAGUGCGUCAACGGAUCACCCUUCCCAAUGAUCUGCCCAGGCGAGCAGUGGUUCGACGAUCGUCGCCAGCAGUGUCGUCCACAGGAGGAGGUUGAGUGUAUCAUCACGGAGCCGCCACCACGUCCACCGCCAACGGCCGGCAUCUGUAACGGUGUGUCCAACUCGAUCCAGGUGCCGAAUCCGUUCAGCUGCAAUCAGUUCUACAUCUGCGUGGACCAGAUCGGUUUCCCGCAGGUAUGCCCUCCGGGCAUGUGGUUCGACGAGGAUCGACAGACGUGUCUGCCCGUGGCGGAAACUUCCUGUAAUCUUGGACCCCCAACGACGACCACGAUUGCGCCUCACCCGUGGGGACAGUGUGAUGUUGUGCCUAACUUUAGCUUCGUGCGCAACGAGUACUACUGCUACCGGUACUUCCAGUGCAUUGAUGGACGGCCCUAUCCGCUCAUCUGCCCCGGCGAGCAGUGGUUCAACGAGGAGGAACAGCGCUGCGAUGAUCAGGAGAAUGUGAGGUGCAUUGUGAACCCGGCUCCGCCAUCAGUUCCGGCCACUCCGGGCAUCUGCAAUGAUGCGGCGAAUGGAGAGAUGGUGCUGAACCCGCGAGCCUGCAACCAGUACUACGUCUGUGUGGACGAGAUCGGCUACUUGUUGAUGUGUCCGGAUGGUCUUUGGUUCGAUGCACAGGCUCAACGAUGUGGCCCACCGGCUCAAGUGUACUGUCCGCUGGUGCCGCCCGUUACGACGCCCGAUCCGUUCGAGCUGUGCGACGACGUGCCGGAGGGUGGACUGCUGCGCAACGAGUUCUACUGCUAUCGGUACUUUGAGUGCAAGAACUCGGUCCCGUACCCGAUGAUUUGUCGCGCCGGGCUGUGGUUCGAUCAGGAGCGUCAGAUGUGCGAUAUACCGAGCCGCGUGCCGUGCUUCCUGCGCCCGGGUGUUCCUGGACCGCCGGUGGCCACACCCGACAUCUGCAAGGAUGUGCCGAAUGGGCGUUUUGCGCGCAACUGGAACUUCUGCAACCAGUACUACCUGUGCGUGGAUGAGAUCGGCUACUCGCAGAUCUGUCCCGAUGGGCUGUGGUACGAUGAUAAUCGCCAGAUCUGUGACAUACCCGAGAAUGUGGAGUGUCCACUGUCGCCCACCACGAUCGCUCCCUCGCCGUGGGAUCGCUGUGCGGGCGUGGAGGACCUUUCCUUCAUACCGGACGAUGACUUCUGCUACCGCUACUACCAGUGUGUGAACGGCAUCCCUUACCCGAUGAUCUGCCCGAACGAUCAGUGGUUCGACUACCGCCGACAGCUGUGCGACUUUACGCAGAACGUGCAGUGUGAGGUGCAUGACGUGCUGCCGCCUCCACUGCCCACCGAUGGCAUCUGUACUGGGCAGUCCAACUCGAUCCAGGUGCUGCAUCCGGUGUUCUGUAAUCGGUUCUACAUCUGCGUCGAUCAGGUCGGCUUCCCGCAGAUCUGUCCCGCUGGAUUGUGGUUCGACGAGACCCGCCAAACCUGUGCCAGCCCGACGGAGGUUGACUGUCCCAAUGGACUCACGACGACGCCUUCACCGAUCGAAGGUAUCUGUAACGAUGUGCCGCAGGGCACGUACGUCCCGAACCCGCUCGACUGCAGCCGUUACUACGUGUGCGUGAACAACUACCCGUACUCGGUGCAAUGCCCGGGUGGCAACUGGUUCGACAGUAAUCUGCUGCGCUGCGUCCCAAUCGAUGAGGCGGAAUGUGCCGACACGGUCACGACCGUACCGACGCCGGGAGUAUGCGCCGGUCGGGAGGAUGGUGUGCGUGUGCCAAGCCCGGAUAGCUGUUCGCUGUUCUACACCUGUCUGAACGAGAUCGGAGAACCGUCGUUCUGUCCACCGGGACUGUGGUUCAGCGAGGAGCUGCAGGACUGUGACGAGGCGGACAAUGUCGAGUGUACGGUGGAACCGUCCACACCACCAACCGGUGGCAUCUGCACGGGCCAGCCGGACGGAGCGUACGUGGCGAGCCCCUACUCCUGCCGCCAGUUCUACGUGUGCGUUAACGAGGCGGGCUAUCCAACGUUCUGCUUCGGCGAUCUGUUUUUCAGUGAGGCGGCGCAGGAAUGUGUCGAUCCCUCCGAGUCCGAGUGUGUCGAGUAAUGAUGUUUGGCCUUUCUUGAUUAAAUGCUUAUUGAAUACGGUAAAUAAAGUUAACCCAUUUGCUACAAGGGCGCUAAAGUGCCCUAGCAACGAAAUGUAA
This is a messenger RNA of Anopheles arabiensis, 4309 nucleotides long. RefSeq lists its product as uncharacterized. Gene Ontology annotation, molecular function: chitin binding. Bases 331 to 4209 code for a protein of 1292 amino acids. NCBI's taxonomy places the organism in Eukaryota, Metazoa, Arthropoda, Insecta, Diptera, Culicidae. The record is from RefSeq and is a predicted model, not a curated record. Gene Ontology annotation, cellular component: extracellular region. The transcript has 3 exons.